Molecule: messenger RNA, 1527 nt
Organism: Miscanthus lutarioriparius
Lineage: Eukaryota; Viridiplantae; Streptophyta; Magnoliopsida; Poales; Poaceae
Source: the annotation of a GenBank genome assembly
AUGGCAAUAGAAGACUUAGCGAAUGGCCGCCCGACGGCGAACGACAGCGGCGGCUGCGACGUCAAGGCGCACUUCGUGUUCAUCCCGCUGAUGUUUCAGGGACACCUGAUCCCGGCGGUCGACACCGCGCUGCUGCUAGCCACCCACGGCGCUCUCGCCAGCGUCGUCGUCACCCCGUCCAACACCGGGCGGAUCCGGCCGACCGUCGACUUAGCCCGAAAGUCUGGCCUGGCGGUCCGACUCGUGGAGCUCCCGCUCGACCUCGCCGCGGAAGGGCUACCCGACGGCGCCGACGACGUCGACAAGGUGCCGCCGAGUCUCUGGACCAACUACUUCCGCGCCCUGGCGCGCCUCCGGGAGCCGCUGGAGCGGCACCUCCGCGAGCACGCGCCGUACCCGACGUGCGUCGUGGCGGACUUCUGCCACCCGUGGGCUAGGGAGCUCGCGGCGAGCCUCGAGGUCCCGCGGCUCUCUUUCUUCAGCAUGUGCGCCUUCUGCCUCCUCUGCCAGCACAACGUCGAGAGGUUCAACGCGUACGACGGCGUGGCCGAUGACCACGAGCUGGUCGUCGUGCCCGGUCUGGAGAAAAGGAUCGAGGUGUCGAGGGCUCAGGCUCCUGGCUUCUUCCGGGGGACCCCCGGGUUCGAGAAGUUCGCGGACGAUGCCGAGCAAGUGCUGGCCGAGGCCGACGGCAUCGUCACCAACAGCUUCGUGGAGAUGGAGCCGGAGUACGUCGCCGACUACGCGGAAGCCAGGGCGAUGAAGGUAUGGACCGUCGGGCCGGUGUCUCUGUUCCACCAGCGCACUGCGACGCUGGCGUCGAGAGGGAACACCGCCGCCAUCGGUGCUGACGAUUGCCUCCGGUGGCUCGACGGCAAGGAGCCGAACUCCGUCGUGUACGUCAGCUUCGGGAGCCUCGCGCACGCGCAGCCGAAGCAGGUCGUGGAGCUCGGUCUCGGGCUGGAGGCUUCGGGGCACCCGUUCAUCUGGGUGGUGAAGAACGCCGAGCAAUACGGCGAGGAUGUGGUAGAGUUCCUACACGAGCUCGAGGCGCGCGUCGCCGGGCGCGGCCUGCUCAUCAAGGGGUGGGCGCCCCAGGUGCUGAUCCUGUCGCACGCAGCCACCGGCAGCUUCGUGACGCACUGCGGGUGGAACUCGACCAUGGAGGCCGUCACGGCCGGGCUGCCGGUGGUGACGUGGCCGCACUUCGCAGACCAAUUCUUAAACGCCAAGCUCGCUGUGGAGGUGCUGGAGAUCGGCGUGGACGUCGGGGUGACGGAGCCGCUCAUGUACCAGCUUGAGGAGAAGGAGAUCGUGGUGGCCAGAGAUGUGGUGGAGAAGGCGGUGAGGGACAUCAUGCACGGAGGAGACGAGGGGGAGGAGCGGAGGAGGAGGGCACGAGGGCUUGCGGCCAAGGCCAGGACUGCCGUGGAGAAAGGCGGAUCGUCGCACGCGAACCUGCUGGAUUUGAUCAACUGCUUCAAGUUCAAGGUGGACGCGGGAUGUCGUCCUUUCGGGACUGCGUGA